Messenger RNA from Portunus trituberculatus (swimming crab), 3118 nucleotides. RefSeq names its product palmitoyl-protein thioesterase 1-like (gene Ppt1). Gene Ontology annotation, molecular function: palmitoyl-(protein) hydrolase activity. The transcript has 9 exons. Bases 285 to 1445 code for a protein of 386 amino acids. Gene Ontology annotation, biological process: receptor-mediated endocytosis; protein depalmitoylation. The record is from RefSeq and is a predicted model, not a curated record. Lineage: Eukaryota; Metazoa; Arthropoda; Malacostraca; Decapoda; Portunidae. Gene Ontology annotation, cellular component: lysosome.
GACAAGUCUUCAUAUUUGGAAACAGCUACGACACUGAGAAGUUAUAUAAAUGUCGUUUACCUAAGAACGUGUAUCAUGUACUGUGGUGGUUGUAAGUUUGAUGGUAAUAUUCGUUAUCGAAAAUUUUCGUAGCGUUAUGGUAUCCGAGUACGAGUAGUGUUUGGGAAAGGACAGCUGACGGCGAGGACGAGGCGAGGUUAGUGGCAGUGUGCUAUCUACUAGGCCUGAGCAUUGAGCCUGAAGAGACUCGCGGCCAGAGGCAAGCAACAGGUGGAAGAGUGAAGAUGAAGGGGUGGCAGCUCAUAGUUUACCUAGCUACACUAUGCCUAGGGUGCUACGCUGAGGACAAACCAACUCCACUCGUAAUUUGGCAUGGAAUGGGAGAUACUUGCUGUUUUUUCUUCAGCAUGGGACGGAUCAAGAAGAUGGUUGAGGAGAGGAUUCCUGGUAUAUAUGUCAGGUCACUCAUGAUUGGUGGUAACAUUAUUGCUGAUGAAGAACAUGGUUACUUUGGGAAUGUAAACAAUCAAGUGGAGGAAGUGUGCCAGAAACUUUCUAAUGAUCCUGAACUACAAGGUGGUUAUCAUGCCAUGGGAUUUUCACAAGGAGGACAGUUUCUCCGUACUGUGGCUGAGCGUUGUCCUGAGCCAGCAAUGCGUAAUCUCAUCACAUUUGGUGGUCAACAUCAAGGAAUAUUUGGCCUUCCAAACUGUCCUUCAGGCAAUGCUCUUUGUGAGGAGAUGCGACGUCUCCUAAAUCUUGGAGCUUAUAUCAAACGUGCCGUGGCUGAGCGCUGUCCAAAUCCUUCCAUGAAGAAUUUGGUUACUCUUGGUGGACAGCAUGAAGGUGUGUUUGGUUUGCCAUCUUGUCCAUCGUCCCCAAGUGAGUCCCGCUUAUGUGAAUAUGUCCGUAAGCUUCUGAACUAUGGAUCUUAUGUUUCAAAUGAAAGCUUUGAUGGAGGACUACACAACCCUUUUCUUUUAACAACACAUUGGGAGCUUAGUGACAUAAUCCAAAUCACCAUGCCACAUACUACUCCAAAUUGGAUUCAGGACAGCCUGGUUCAGGCUCAGUACUGGCAUGACCCGCUGCAUGAAGAGGACUACCGCAACUAUUCAAUUUUCCUUGCUGAUAUUAAUAAUGAAAAGGUGGUGAAUGAGGAGUAUCGCAGCAAUUUGAAGAAGCUUGAAAACUUUGUUAUGGUUAAGUUCCUGAAAGAUUCCAUGGUGGUUCCAACAGAGAGUGAAUGGUUUGGUUUCUACUCUCCAGGCCAAGAUCAGGAAAUUCUGUCCCUUCAACAAACAGAACUGUAUCUGGAGGACCGUCUAGGACUGAAGGAGAUGGAUGAAGCUGGGAAACUUAAGUUUGUCAGUGUUGAUGGUGACCAUCUUGAGUUUUCAGAUGAAUGGUUCCUUCAGGAGAUUGUUGACAAAUAUGUAACAUAAUAUUGUUCAUAUUUUCUAUAUAGAUUUUAAAUCUUACCUUAUUCUGAAAUACCAUUAUUUGCUUAUACAUUGAUUAUUAACUAAAGCAUUUUAAACACUAUUCAGUAUAUUUAUGUAUCAAUUUUUACUCAAAAUAUUAUGCUGUAAAGGUCUAGCUUUCUAUUUACAAUACAUACAUAACCUUAGCAUGGAAGAACAACAAAUGAAACUUCAUCAUCUGAAAUAUAGUUUGGAUUAUGAUUGUAGCUACAAUGGCCACAAAAAAAAGUAUACAUCACUGAAUUUUGAUUAACAAGACUAUACAAUACAAAAUAAGGCAGUUUUAUUUUAGAAUUUUAUCUUACAAUUAGUAUUUCAACAUAUUUUCCGUGGACUUCAGAACACACUGGAUUCUCCUGGGCAUGGAAUCAGCAAGGGUGGAGAAGUAGGAUGCAUUGAAGUAGAUCCAUAUCUUUUUCAGCUCCUCUGUCAGGUUCUUGAUACUGUUGGGGCAUGAAUUCUCCAGGUUAGUAUGCCAGGUGUUUUCAAUUGGGUUGAGGUCUGGGGAGUUGCCUGGCCAGUCAAGAACACGUUUAUUGUUUUUCACCAUGAACUCCGUGACAGCCAUGGACUUAUGUGCUGGUGCUAAGUCGUGCAUAGAAUAUUCUGCUUCGUGAAUGCUCCAAAAUGUCAGCAUGUGCUCCUCCAAAACCUCAAUAUAAUUAGUUGCCUUCAUUGUCACGUUCUUAGGAAGAAAGUAGUUUAACAGAGCCCUUAUGACCAGUGAAUGCCCCCCACAUCAUAACACUGUCUGGAUGUUUGACCAUUUUGACAGUGUAUUGGGGAUCAUAACGGAACACAUUACUGGGCCUCCUCACGAUCUUAGAGUCAUUCCUGAUCAGCCAGAACAUGCUUUCAUCUGUGAACAUUACUUUCUGCCAGUCUGCCGAUCUCCACUACUCGUAUUUCCGGCAGAAAUCCAAACGUUGCCCUGUCAGAAGCGGUUUUUUGGCAGCGCGGUGUGCUGACAAUUUUAAGUCCUUCUGAAGGUGUUGAAUAGUUCACACCAAAACGUUCUGCAAGAGGUUGAGGGGUUUCUCUUUUAGGCUGACAGCUGUAAUCGAAGUCCUUCACCUCUCUUGCCAGGACCUUGCCUGUGCACAGAGACGUCUUCCUCAGUGCCCCAUAGUUUGGUUUUCUAGCUUGUACCGCACCAAGACAGAGGUUCUCUACUGCGGUUUUUAGCUUGCAAAUGGUCCUCCUCAUCACCUUUAAUUCUGCCACUACGCCUAUGACAGACCAGCCUUAGACUAGGAGGGCAAAGGCCUGGGUUUUAUUGUGAAGAGACAGCUGUGCAUAACCCAUAAUAAUGAAUGUUGGGUGUCUGGUAGCACAUUGAAGUUGGCACGCAAAUAGGGGCGCUCAGAAGCAGCAUAACAAAAACUCUCUCUGUAGAAGUGCUGGAGGUACACUGAAGCCUUGUGUGGUAAGGAAUAAUGAAUAGAGGUGGGGUCUAGCCAAUGAACAUCAUCACUAGCUCCACUCUGCCAGUGACAUUAAUGCAAAUAAACACUGCACAUUCGUGUGUGUACUUUUUUUGUUGCGUUGAAAAUGUAUACUUUUUUGUAGCCACUGUAUUAUAUUUUAAUGACAAUAUAUAGCAACACUGCAAAAAAAUAAACUUUUAAUAUGUA